This is a messenger RNA of Vitrella brassicaformis, 3525 nucleotides long. The record is from the annotation of a GenBank genome assembly. Lineage: Eukaryota; Vitrellaceae.
GCUCUAACUAGUGCCUUUCGGGUUUUGGACGUUUCUUGCCUUGUUUGGUGCUGACUGAGGAGAGGGCUCGAGAUCUCUUAUUUUCAAGACCGAAGCGGUCAGCCCCUUUUGUUGUCACAGCGAAGAGAGUGAUUUCAGAUGCAGUCGUCCGGGGCGGGCGAGGACACUGCCAGUGGAGAGGGCGGCGGUGGGAGCCCUAACAAGAACCAAGAAACCGUCGCACGACCAGUGAUGCAGUAAGUGGAUUGGAUACGCAAACACUCUGCCAUCUCCCUUCAGGUGAAGCUUGAUGCGUUCGUGUGUGCUGUGCUGUGAUGGUUGGUUGUGCCAGUCAAUCUGAAGGGCACCAGGAUCAGGAUCAGGAUGACGCCUCGUCUGCCCCGCCACUGCCGCCCCCCGCCGACGAUGCGUAGGCACCCAAACACGAAGACGGAGAGAGAGGGAUGUGGAUCUAUAUGCGUCUGUGUGCAGAGGCCCCGCCCCUUCGUGUGCUGCGCCGCCGUCUGGCGGUGAGAGCGACUAGAUCAGAUCACAUAUUGCAUUGUAUCUUGAGUGUCUGUGGGCCUUGUGUGAGUGCAGGUGGUGGUGGUGCCUUGGCUUCGCUGGCUGACGUCACCGAGGAGGACAUCAUCAAUGUGGCCAAUAUGAAAGUGCGUGUGUGUAUGCAGCCAGAGAGAGCAUUCGGUGUGUUGUCAUUCAUGUGUUGUGUGCGCACUCGCUCUGUCAAUCAGCAUCGUUUGGCUGACGUAUUGUCCCAAUUGCCCGAAUUCCCUGAGCUCAAAGGCAAACCACACACAGACAGACACACACACACACAUACACAUACACAUGGAUGGAUGGAUGGAUUGGUGGAUGCAAGGAUGCUUUCUCGUUCUGUGCAUUAUUUCCGUGCAGGCGACAUCCGGCUGCUGCGGUUUCUCCGCGGCUACAUGAACAAUCUCGAUGACGCAGAGAGCGCGUAAGCAACGAAUGCCUUCUUGCGUGCCUGUCUGUCUGUCUGUCUGUCUGUCUGUCCAUUGGACUGUGUGUGUGUGUGUGUGUAUGGGUCUGUGCAGGUACAGGGCCCACAUCGAGUGGCGAGAGCAGAACGGCGUCGACGAAAUCAGACAGGUUUGUUUGUGUCCGUUUGCGCGUUCAGACAUCCCGACACACAGUGCAUCCUCACUGCAUGUGUAUGUGUGUGUGUGUAGGACGUCGCCGCGCGCAUCGGCUGUCCCGAGGAGGUGCCGGGCUACCAGGAAGUGGUCAAAUAUCUGCCACUCAACCAAGCCCUCAGGUCGGUUCAUCAGAUCAGCAGACACACGAAUGAACUCAUCGGAUCUCAUGUGUCGGUGUCUGUCGUGUGUCGUGUGUGUCUACACACCCAACGUUGACAGAGACGAGAAGGGCGAGUACCUUCGGGAUAAGAAGGGCAACCUCCUGGCCAUCGACAGAUAUGGUAGCUAACCUACACACACAGAGACACACACACACACACAGGGAGGGAGGGAGGGAGGGAUAUAUGGCCGUGUGUGCGCCGCGCCCCGCGUGCAGGUGAGUGGGACAUCUCAUCGGUGCUGACGAACGUGCCCGACAGUGUCUUCGACAAGUGGCACAUCUACAGCAUGGAACUCAGAUCCGUCACACUCGACAGGUUAGCUGAGGGCCCACCCAUCAGACCCACAUACACAUGCAUCAAACAAAGAAGUACGUGUCUGUGUGCGUGCGUGCGUGUGUGUGUGUGUGUGUCUGUGUCUGUCUGUGUGUCUGUAGGCUGUCCCGUGCUGAGCGUCGAGUGGUCAAGGUGACCCUCAUUCAGGACAUGGCCGGUCUGUCAAUACGGCAGAUCUCGCGCCAGGCGCUUAAGUAAAGAAACCACACCCCCUGGCACAGACCCAUUAUCCAUUAUGUGUCCAUUGUCCAUUCAUCCAUCGCUCUCUCUCCCUCUCUCUCUCCCUCUCUCUCUUUCUCUCUCUCUCUCUCUCGCUCUCUCUCUCUCUGUGUAUGUGUGUCUUAUGUGUAGGUUGGCCCAGAAGACCAUGGGCACUGCGCGUGACAACUACCCGGAGGGCGUCGCAAAGAUACUCAUCAUCAACACACCAUGGUGUGUACGUUAGCAAACUAACAGACAUAUAGACAGACAGACAGACAGGGGGAGAAAAAGGGGUAGACGGAUGUGUAUGCGUCUAUCGUAUCGGCUGCUUCUAGGAUGUUUUCGACUUUCUGGAAGGGCAUCUCGCGGUGGAUGCGGCCGCGGACACUCGAAAAAGUGGACAGACACAGAUCCAUCCAUCCAUCUCUGAGAGUGUGUGUGUGUGUGUGUGUUGUGUGUGCAGGUGGCCAUUCUUGGCAGUGAGUUCGAGCAGACCGUCUUUGAGAGUGUCGACAGGUACACACACAGACACAGACACACACACACUUUUACACACUCCGUCCCCUGGGACGGGUCAACGCCACAUUGAUUUGAUUGCCUUCAGUGCCAACCUUCCCCCAUUCCUCGGCGGCACCAGCACGUCGCCCCUCGCUGACGUGCCCAAAACCGGACUGCUCGAGGAAGACCGGUGGCUUAACACACACACACAUCCAUCCAUCCAUCCCGUCAAUGUGUGUAUGGUAUGUGCAGGUUCGCCUUGGGGAGCGGCAAGAUCACCGCCGAGAUCGCCGCGGGCAAGAAGCUGCAAGUGCCCUACCAGGUGAGAAUCACAUCAGAUAGACACACGAGUCAGUCGAGUCCACACAUGCUCGCUCGUCCAUCCUCUCCAUGUGUGUAGGUGCGUUCUGGGCACACGAUUUAUUGGGCGUGGGGCGUCAUGGCCAUGGACGUCGGCUUCACCAUCAACAUGAGAACCACCGUGAGUGCGCACUCAGACAACACACCUACAGCGCCCCACACAAUCAGUCCCCUCUCUCUCUGCACCGAUCAGGUGCCGGGCAGCAUGUCUGUCGAGGAGAAAGCCCUCCUCAACUACGCCAGACACUCAUCCGAAAGGUCUUCUCGCAUCCCACACCACACACACAUGAACAUUGGUGUGUUGACGUUCGGAUGCACCCAGGGCGUUGCGAGGCUCGCUGACGUUCGCUUCUGACGGCAUUGUGACGUUCGUGUGGGACAACACAUUCAGCUUCCUCAGGGCGAAACAAAUCGCUUACAAGGUGGGUGAGAGGAACCACACACACACACACACACAGAGAGAGAGAGAGAGAGGCUGGCGUGUGUCGUUCGUGUGUGUGUGCAGAUCGAGGUGGUGCGUCCCGAGGACACCGAGCAGCUGGCGCAGAACCUCCGCGAAGAGUUCAACAACAGCUGAUAUGCCGAUCGAUCGAUCGAUCGGCAUCUGUGUCCGUACGUACGAGAUGUGUGUAGACAUCUGACGUGAUCGUUAGGGUGUUUUUGACCUACCGUAUAUUGAUUGGCGUGAAAGACAUACUUCAGACAGUUUUGCUGCCAUCCUUCCUUGUCGUGCUGCCCUUCUUAUUCCCUUGCCUGCCUGCCCUGCCCUGCCUGCGUGUACCAUACAUACAUACAUAUCGUUUGCUCGUUCAUUG